This is a messenger RNA of Mytilus trossulus (common blue mussel), 973 nucleotides long. RefSeq names its product phenazine biosynthesis-like domain-containing protein 1. The transcript is spliced from 9 exons. Gene Ontology annotation, cellular component: cytoplasm. Lineage: Eukaryota; Metazoa; Mollusca; Bivalvia; Mytilida; Mytilidae. Gene Ontology annotation, molecular function: isomerase activity. The record is from RefSeq and is a predicted model, not a curated record. Gene Ontology annotation, biological process: biosynthetic process. Bases 28 to 918 code for a protein of 296 amino acids.
UUAACCCACAACGGCGAAACGUGAAAAAUGGAGCUACCGGUCUACACUGUAGACGCUUUUACAGAUGUUCCUUUCCAGGGAAAUCCUGCAGCAGUAUGUCUGGUCAAUAAUGAAAAAUCAUUGUCAGAAGAAAAACUGCAGCAGAUAGCAGCUGAAAUGAAUUUAUCUGAAACCGUAUAUAUUAUCGAUACACAUAAGACAGGAUUCACAUCAGGUGAUCGAUUUAGAAUUCGAUGGUUUACACCAACAAAUGAGGUUAAUCUGUGCGGCCAUGCAACGGUAGCAUCUGCUUCUGUUUUGUUUUACCAGCUCAACAAUCAGUCAGACAGAAUAACCUUUGAUAGUGCCAGUGGACCAUUGACAACAGAACGUGCACAUCCCAAUGGUAUAACAAUGAAUUUUCCACUAAACCCACCAGCGAAACAGGACGAGGAAGAGAUUGCUAAUCUCCUUCAGCUUGUUUUACCAAAGAAUAAAAUACAUUCCCUACAUUAUUCACAAUCUACAAAGAAACUUUUAGUGAGAAUGACUGACAACUGUACACGAUUAGACCUCGAAUCACUCAGACCAGAUACAACAGCAAUGAUGAAUGCUGAACCAACGGGGAAAGUUAAGGGAGUAAUAAUCACAUUGAAAGGGACUACAGACAAUGGAUGUGUUGACAAGGCUGGCGAAGCAUACAAUUUUAUUUCGCGCUAUUUUGCACCAUGGAAUGGUAUACCAGAAGAUCCUGUUACAGGUUCUGCACAUACUGUAAGUGGUGCUUACUGGUCAGAAGUGUUACAGAAGAAAUCAUUAUACGCGAGACAAUGCUCCAAGCGGGGAGGAGAUGUACGGAUACAAAUUAAGGAUGACGGAAGAGUUAAUCUAACUGGACAAAGUGCAAUUGUUCUGAAAGGCACUUUUAUCCUUUCGUGAUAUUUAAUCUCAUAUGUCUUUAUUCCUGAAUAUUAAAUAAAACAUAAAGACAUUG